Molecule: messenger RNA, 1896 nt
Organism: Aspergillus piperis CBS 112811
Lineage: Eukaryota; Fungi; Ascomycota; Eurotiomycetes; Eurotiales; Aspergillaceae
Product: Zn(II)2Cys6 transcription factor domain-containing protein
Exons: 2
Coding region: 227-1537 (436 amino acids)
Biological process (GO): regulation of DNA-templated transcription
Molecular function (GO): DNA-binding transcription factor activity, RNA polymerase II-specific; zinc ion binding
Source: RefSeq, a predicted model, not a curated record
CCGUCAAAUCUUUUCUCUUGUUAUUGCCAGCUCGUGUAAUAGAGAUCUGCCCGCCCCCACCAUCACCUUCUCCACCACGACCCAUACACAAUCCAACUGUGGACUAUAUAUCUCACACGACGCUUAACAUAUUUUUCCUCCUUUCUGAAAAGACGUGAACCGAACUUAAAUGUUCAAAUCGCCCGACCGCCCGACAUAGUUUGCGAUUCAUUCCACUUUUCCCAGCAUGAGUGCUGUGAAACGGGCUGCAUGCGACCGGUGCCAUGGCCAGAAAAUGCGGUGCAUUCGGGAGCCCACCAAAUCAUCGUGUCACCGGUGCCUGGCAGCUGGCGCGCUGUGUGUAUACAGUAUGGCUCGAAAGGCAGGAAGACCACCAACACGACAGCAGAGCAUGAAGGAUACGUCGGGCGGCUGGAGACCCGCAAGCAGUAACCGGGGCGAACAACGAAAUCCGCAACAACAGAGAAGACGACGGCAGCAACAACAGAAACAACAGCGGCCAUAUUCAGCGUCCCUUGAGGGAUCUAGAGGCCCUCAGGAGAAUGAUAGCAUCUUGGAAGGCACAAAUGACGCCCAGCCAAGCUUCGAGGCCAUGCUUCUCGAUGCGGUUACAGACGAUUCAGAGACCCUGGUACCGCUGUUCAGUAAUUCAAUGCCCACAAUACCCGGGCUUGGGAUUUGGGAUGAUGGGGAUACGUCCAGGCCGUAUGAUGAAGGCGCCUCCCAUCCGCUGUCAACGGAUAGCAAUCACCAACAAGUAGAUUUCAUGAUGGAUCAAGCAGUUGUUAGUGACAGCCCUUUGUUGGUUACGGAAUGCAGCCAGCCAGGCACAGGCACCAAACCCAUAGAAUACGAGUUCAUUGUUCCUCCUAUUGCAGGAAAUGUCAUCCAGCAGCUCUGCGCACUCAGCGUAAAGCUUGCGAGCCACAUGAAAUCACUCUCCUCAAUAGACUCGGACACGGCAAAUAACCCCAUGCCACGGCUGGAACGGCUAGCAGCCAAUGUGAUUGAGAGCUCCGUUGAAUUCCAUCGCAUUCUGAGUGAAGCCCGGUCGAUGCUAGAGGCGCUCGAUGGUCUGGACCCCCUCUUGUCAGACACGGCCAUGAUCUUGCAGGUCCUCUCAGCAUACAUUCGUUUAACGCAGCUUUAUUACGCCCUUUACCAAGACAUGAACUCCGUCCUGAUGAAGCUUAGCGACUGCCCAUCACAUGAAUCCCUACCUUCCGAUAUUUUCGUUCCCUUUCCUAUGCUGCACAUUGGCGGCGUUUCGCUGUCAUCUUAUCACCGCUUCCAGCUCAAGUUCGUCCUGCAGAUCUGUGUUCAUCAUCUUGGAGAGACAGAGACUCUUCUUGGCCUCCCAGCCGACCUUUGUGUGAGUGAGCGGAUGGUUCAGGAGGAGGGGAUCUUGCACCAGAGUACCGGUGAAAUGGCCUUCCUCGUACGAACCAUAAUGCGCCAAGCGGAAAAGACCGUCAAGGGCAUUCGCGGCGUGCUGGCAGAAUUGUCAGAGCGAACAAAGGGAGCAAUUGAAGUAUAGAUGGUGCCCGAAGAUAGAGCACAAUUAUACACGUACAUAUUGAGUUAUGGAUGUUAUUUGAGGUACAUGAUAUGUGGGGUAUAGCCUAUCCUUGAAUACUAGCGCGGUGGCGGCCUUCCCCUCGCUAGCUCAUUCCACUGACCACUCUUCCUUGUUUACUUGAUGAGGGCAGUGCAGCCACCAAUCCAGAUCGACAAAUGUUAAUUGUGCCAUGCUUAUACCACAAGCCAGUUUCUUCGGCAUGAAGGAAAUUCACCGGUCGCCACGGCGGAUAUGUCUCUGAGACAGACUUAACAAGCCGAACAACGCCUGCUCCUGACCACCGUGCUCACGCGAAUGACAGUAGGACAGAGCUACUA